This is a messenger RNA of Parastagonospora nodorum SN15, 327 nucleotides long. RefSeq lists its product as hypothetical. The record is from RefSeq and is a predicted model, not a curated record. The coding region runs from base 1 to 327 and encodes 108 amino acids. Lineage: Eukaryota; Fungi; Ascomycota; Dothideomycetes; Pleosporales; Phaeosphaeriaceae. The transcript has 2 exons.
AUGUUCUGCUGCAUCAACACUCCUGUCCAAUAUCGCGGUCUCCGCUCUGUCACGUGGCACGUGCAAAAAGAAGUCUUCGUGGCGAUUGCAAUGUGGUUUUUGCCCCAGAACGGGAUGCCCACAGCGGACGGCGGCUUCCUCCAGGUCAUGAUGGCAACGCGAGGAGACACCGAGAUGGACAGGCUCGUACUUAGAGAAGGUGCUGUAGCGGUAGAUGAAAUUCCGAAAGACUUGGGGAACUUGAAGGUUCGCUAUGAUGAGCUCAUGAGCCAAGAGAAAAGGAUGGAGUUUGGGACGGUUGAUGAGACGCUGGCCUUGAAGAAUUGA